AUGGACUGCUGCAGCAGCACGAAUUACGUGGACUAUCGGCAGCAUUCGAUGAACGGCAACUUCUGCUAUCCCUAUUCGGGCGGUAUGCUGCGCAGUGCGUCUCCGUACGCGAUGGCCAGUCCCGGGAUCGCCACUUCCGGUCGGUAUGGGGCGGACUUCCGCUCCACGGGGUCUGGGUUGGGUGGGUACCAUGGGGGUGCGGGUUUUGACCCGGGUUACGACAAGUAUUACGGUGCGUAUCAUCACACUCCAGCGGCGUACCAAGCGUCCGGUUACUAUGGUAACUAUUCGCCAUCUUACCACCGUGAGUACGCGACAGGAUAUGGCCACUACUACCACCAGGCGCAAUCCCCGUACGCUCGGGGUGGCGCUGGUCUUCCCUCGGGGUAUGCGGGGAUGACUUCUUCGUCCUCUAACCCCGGAGGUUACCUGUACCCGGGACGGCAUUAUCCAUCGCACCCGUUUGGAGCAACCCGGGAGUCGUAUUAUCACGCUUCUCACCGUGAUCCUCACCAGCAGCAGCAGCAGCAGCAACAGCAACACCAGCACCAGCAGUACGCGAACUUUGCCAGCUAUGGCCAUCUGGCGCCAUACAGGAGCUCCCCAAUGGGGCCCGGAUCACACGAGCAUUCGGGUGGAAAAUCGCACCACCAUUCGCAGCCUCCACCACCGCCACCUCAAUAUCCUUCACCACAGUCGGGUUUCACCGGAAGUCACACCGAACGGGGGAUGCCCACUAGUGGCGCAAGCUCGCUGGAGGGCGUGAGUGGGGGUUCCGCGGGACACCCGUCACCAUCGCCGUCACUCUUUGGUGCCGCGAAUGGUUACUCUUCACCCGGUUCCGAUUACACGUCGCUGCCUGCGUCCUUCAGCGCGGCGAGUGAAAGCCCCCAGCAUCCGCAGCUCGCCAAUCGUCAGGACACGGCGGAGGAGGAGGAUGCCCCGACGACAGCAACACCCACACCUACGGCGGUGGCCAUGCUCGGUGCAACAGAGUUUACCCACGGCACAAAGGACACCACCACCCGCAUGCGAAAGCCCAAGGAGCGCAAGCUGCACCGGAGCAGCCGAACCAGCAGCCCAACAGGGACGACGGCGAACGCAGCAUUAGGUGGAGGUGGCGUUGCAACUGCACCAGCAACGAGGAUGAAAUCACUGGAUGCACUUACAAAUUUAUGCUGGCCUGAAGAUGAACAAAUGCCAAGCAGAAUGAGAAAACAAUCCGCUGCCAAUGGAUCGAAAGCGAAGGAUACAACUGGCAACAGAAAGGAAAGCAACGAGUUGGACUCCACCGCAACGGCGUCUCCCAGUAGGCCAGCAGGUUCGGGCAGACGUACGAAAAAGCAGACGGCCAGCAGCAAGCAAUCGAAAGAACCGAAAUCAUCCAUCGAAAACAGGGAGAAGCAAGCAAACGGUGCUCCACCGACACCGCCCGUGGAAAACAAAAACGUUACACCACUGCCCGGCUUCCAGCAGGCUUUUGGCUCGACCGAAAUUGGCAAAUUUUCCGAGGUGUUCUUCAACAGUAGCCCGGCGGCUGCGGACAACAGCCCACCACACCAUCAUGCGUUGCAUCACCAGCAACACGCGGAUCAGCAUCGGCACCAUCAACAGCAGCGACAGCAGCAACAGCAAGGACCAACGUCCCAGCAAGUGCCCGCUCAGCAGCCCCAUGGUACGAUGCAGCAGCUAGUAAUGGAAUCGCUCAACUCGUACGAGUCCGAUGUCGACACGCUCAGCCCGCAACCCUGGGAUCCUUCGGCAACGGCUCCAGGGGAUACGUACGAGGGUGUCGGGGCUACAAGCACCGGGUACAACCUCCAGAUAGGAACUACCUUCCAUCCGUCGUACUACGAAUCGUCGUCCUAUUCCGACCAUGCCGUCGACUCGCCGCUAGGCAACUACUUUAGCGAAAUGACAUGCAACGAGUUUGUAAACUAG
Anopheles nili is the source of this 1941-nucleotide messenger RNA. Its product is annotated as atrophin-1. The transcript is spliced from 5 exons. The coding region runs from base 1 to 1941 and encodes 646 amino acids. The record is from RefSeq and is a predicted model, not a curated record. NCBI's taxonomy places the organism in Eukaryota, Metazoa, Arthropoda, Insecta, Diptera, Culicidae.